AUGGUAUGGAAACCCACCGUAGAUCUGUUUACGUUCGACACGUCUCUAAAGGUGGAUCUGGAGACGCUCUUAGCACAGAACAUCAUGCCAACAAAACGGCUGGUACUACAGCUGGUGAUGUCAUUGUUCGACCCGUACGGAUUUAUCGCCCAUUUCGUCGUUCACAGAAAAAUCCUGAUGCAGCAUAUUUGGAGAACUGGCACAGAUUGGGACGAUGAAAUUACGACAGAAUUAUACGAAAUGUGGAAUAAUUGGACUUGUCUACUAAAUCGGCUGGAUGAGGUCGAAGUUCCUCGUUGUUUCUUCGGCGCAGCAAGCAGUAAGCUGCCCGCUAGCAUUCAGUUACAUCUCUUCGUCGACGCGAGUGAGCUUACGUAUGCAUGUGUGGCUUACCUUCGAAUCGUUCAAGCUGGGUUAGUUCGCUGUGUUUUGGUAGCUGCAAAAACCAAGGUAGCGCCAUUGAAGCCGCUCUCUAUUCCGCGGCUCGAAUUACAGGCUGGCGUGAUAGGUUGUCGCUUGAUCGAUGGAAUAUGUGCAGCGUUGAAUCUCCCAAUCGAAGGGCGAUAUAUAUGGACAGAUUCUACAACGGUGCUAGCCUGGAUCAGAUCCGACAGCCGCCGUUAUCAUCCGUAUGUGGCGUUCCGGGUCGGCGAAAUCUUGAAUAGCACCAACGUCGACGAAUGGUACCACGUACCCUCCAAACAGAACGUUGCUGAUGUAGCCACAAAGUGGGGAAAUGGACCGGACUUCAAUCCAAGUAGCAUAUGGUACACCUCGACAGCGUUUCUAUACCGGCCGAUGGUGGAGUGGCGGAAGCAAGCCGAGAGACAGUGGACUACGAAUGAAGAACUUCGCGCAGUAUUUCACCACCACAGAGAACUACGAUUGUCGUUGAUUGAUGUUAGCAGGUUUUCAAAUUGGAAUCGAUUGCUGCGAGCAGCAGCAUACGUACAACGAGCAGUGCAGAAGUUCCGUGGACAAGAGAUCUCAACAAAGUUGACCAGCGAGGAUCUACUGCGGGCCGAGAACUUUCUUUGGCGACAAGUGCAGCGCCAAUCCUAUGCCGACGAAUAUUGUACGCUGCAAUACAACAAGCAACACUCCGAAGUAACACCGAAGCAGCUCGAUAAGUGUAGCGAUCUGUACAAGGAAUCACCAUUCUUGGACGAUGCAGGGGUGAUCAGGAUGAACAGCCGAAUUGGGGCUGCACCUACCGCCCCAUUUGAAGUUAAGUAUCCAAUCAUCUUGCCAAAAGAUCGCCGUUUAACGCACUUCCUUGUUGAUAGCUACCAUCGACGCUUCAUGCACAUCAAUAACGAUACGGUAUUCAACGAGAUUCGACAGCGGUUCAGAAUUCCGCAACUGCGUCCAGUCAUCAAGCGUGUCGUCAAAAAUUGCCAGCGUUGCAUGAAUAAGAAAGCAACGCCCCAGCCGCCGAUGAUGGCGCCACUUCCAGAGGUUCGGCUUACACCACAUAUUCGUGCAUUCAGCUACACCGGCGUAGACUACUUCGCUCCAAUUCUGGUUAAGCAGAAUCGCAGUUUGGGGAAACGCUGGGUUGCGCUCUUUACAUGCCUCACUAUACGUGCGGUCCACCUGGAGGUUGUCCACAGUCUGUCCACACAGUCUUGCGUGAUGGCGAUUCGUCGAUUCGUGAGGCGGAGAGGUGCCCCAGUAGCAUUCUACUCCGACAACGGUACGUGCUUCAAGGGGUCCAGUAAUCUACUAUCAGAACAGAUACAGAACAUCCAUGAGAACUGCGCAGAGACGUUCACGAACGCAAGAACCAGUUGGCACUUCAACCCACCAUCAGCACCACAUAUGGGUGGAUCCUGGGAGCGGAUGGUCCGCUCCGUCAAAGCAGCUAUGGCAGCCGUCGCAGAACAUACUCGUCAUCCUACAGAUGAGGUGCUAGAGACGGUUGUGCUGGACGCGGAAGCGAUGGUUAACUCGCGACCGCUAACUUACGUUCCGCUAGACGACGUCGACCAAGAGGCCCUCACACCUAAUCACUUCUUGCUUUACGGUGCUCAAGGUGUCGUCCAGCCAAGAACAGCAUUCGUGACUGAAGGAUCAACACUCCGGGACAGCUGGAAGCUCAUCCAGUACUUGGUGGACCAAUGUUGGAGAAGAUGGGUUCGUGAGUAUCUGCCGACAUUGACCAGACGCACCAAGUGGUACCAACCGACUAAACCUUUGGAACCCGGAGACGUAGUUUACGUAGUCGACGAGAAUAAACGCAACGGAUGGCUAAGAGGACGGAUCAUCGAGGUGUUAGCAGGAAGAGAUGGACAAGUCCGGAGAGCUGUGGUACAGACCACGGACGGUGUCCUCACUCGGCCGACAGUGAAGCUAGCACUGUUGGAUGUUCGGUCAAACCAAGAGGAGAAUGUGAAAGAGGGAUCUCCGGAACUACACGGGCAGGGGGAUGUUAAAAACCGCCGUGAACAAACGAUCCGUAACGUAAGUUCCGAACUGUCAUCGAACCGAUAA
Molecule: messenger RNA, 2493 nt
Organism: Topomyia yanbarensis
Lineage: Eukaryota; Metazoa; Arthropoda; Insecta; Diptera; Culicidae
Exons: 1
Coding region: 1-2493 (830 amino acids)
Biological process (GO): DNA integration
Molecular function (GO): nucleic acid binding
Source: RefSeq, a predicted model, not a curated record